AUGAACAAUCCUCAAAUCGCACCGCUUCUGCCGCCCGAACUGAUAAACGCCAUAAUCAGCGAGGUCGAUUCUAAGCAGGUCUUGUUGAACCUGCGUCUUACCUCUAAAACCUUCAGUGAGAUCGCCACCCCGCAUGCAUUUCGCACCUUCGAUGUCCCGAUGAAAUCCAAUGCAAAAAGGCUCGCCAUGGAGUUCUGGGAGGCUCUUGAUCUUGUUAGGCACGUCCAGGAAGUGAGGUUGAACGCUCCGGACGGGACGGAGGGAUUCUGGGACGUGGUGAAAGACGACGAAGGAAAUGAUGUUCUCCAGCUUCCUCUGACGAGCGAGUGGGAGUGGACAUAUAGGAUUGAAGACAUCAAGUUCAUAUUCUCGAAUCUCGUGAAGUUCCCCAGACUGCAUACCCUGCGUCUAUAUUGCAUAGAGAAAUAUCGACCUCAACCUCGAUGGGAGGACCCUGACUACGAGCCAACUCCGAGUUAUAUGCUAGAGCUUGAGAUUUGCAGAGCGAUCGCCUCCAGCAAGCUCGUAGAGAUGGUGCAAACAUUCGAAAUACAACACCUCCUCCCAUACAGAUUGGUCCUCCACCACUUCAAUUCCCCUUCCUCCCGGCUUACCUCGCUGACGAUCACCGACUGCCUUCGGAACCCAUGCAUUAGCCUCUGGUUCUGGAGGGUUAUCACCUUUCCUCGCCUCCAACAUCUACACCUGGAGAAAGUCGGUAUCAAGAUACGACAAGAGCCAUUCGUGCCGCCCCACACCGAUCUGGAGACAUUUCUGCUUCGGCACGGGUCCAUCAAGACACUGAAACUCCAUAAAUGCUUAAUCGCGGGUCGAGAACUCGACGAUCCUAACGAGUUGGACUUUCCGAGAACGUGGGCCCCCGUCUGGGAGAGUGUCGCAGAAAUCCUCCCUCAUCUAAUCCGAUUCGACUUUGAGCCGGCGCCGAGGAGACACGCCGACGAAAAUUCGACUUUUGUGGACUAUAUCAAAUUGGUUUAUGGCCUUUAUUAUUCGAGUUUGGGAUAUCAUUCGAUGCCUUCAUACGAUUGGGAAGCGAAUGCAGAUGAUCUCCCUUCUGAACGCGAUGAAGCAGUAGCUUGGGAAGAGCUACAGCUUACCCUCGAGAAAAGACGUUAG
Molecule: messenger RNA, 1137 nt
Organism: Cyclocybe aegerita
Lineage: Eukaryota; Fungi; Basidiomycota; Agaricomycetes; Agaricales; Hemipholiotaceae
Source: the annotation of a GenBank genome assembly